Pseudoliparis swirei is the source of this 713-nucleotide messenger RNA. Its product is annotated as PTB domain-containing engulfment adapter protein 1-like. The record is from RefSeq and is a predicted model, not a curated record. The coding region runs from base 48 to 626 and encodes 192 amino acids. The transcript has 6 exons. NCBI's taxonomy places the organism in Eukaryota, Metazoa, Chordata, Actinopteri, Perciformes, Liparidae.
CCGAUAUUCCCAUCUGGAGAAAGUACUUUUUACGUUCCACGCGUCAGAUGGAUCCCACGGCGUCGGCCUCGCGACCUUCUGCAGCCGUUCUGGGUUCGGCGUUGAACACGAGCGACAACGAGGACGACAACGAGAUCUCCUUCCAGGUCAAGUUCCUGGGCCGGGUGGAGGUGGCGCCCCCCGGAGGCCUGCAGGCGCUGUCCGAGGCCGCAGAGAGCCUGAAGACGCCGGACAGCUUCUCCUCCGAAAAGGCCGCCAAGAUGAGCAGAGUCCACCUCUUCCUGUCGCCGGGGGGCAUCGACGUGCUGGAGAACAAAACCAAGUUCCUGCUGUACUCGUGCCCUCUGUCCACCGUCUCCUUCUGUGCCGUCCUGCCGCCUUCGCCCAAAGUCUUCGGCUUCGUGGCCAGACACCCGGCGGCGGACAUGACCCACUGCUACCUGUUCCAGAGCAAGACCUUUUCCCACGUGCUGGUCUCGGCCAUCGGGGACGUCUUCAAAGCGUCGAGAAAAGAGGACGUCAGGGGCGGGAGGGACCUGAUAGUGGAGGCCCUCCGGCACAAGAACAAAAUGCUGCAAAGAGAGAACGUUGAGCUGAAGAGGCGUCUGGCAGCACAGACUCACUGACGACAGCCCCGAGGGUGCUGGUGCACACAUACACAGUGACAAAACGUGUGAGAAAUAAAACUUAAUAAAUGAUAAUAAUAACAAUAA